CAGAGAUGGAAGCACCUGGUCAGGACCUCCACAGUCAGUGAGCAGUGCAAUCGCGAUUUUUUUGACGAUCGCAUCCAUUUAAUAUAACCUGCGGUCGUCGGAUUGCGGUCUGCCAAGGACUAUAUUUGUAUUUUUCGGCAUUUUAUAAUCAGGUGUGUUCAGAUAUCAUAAGAUGUUAGUAUGUAACUCAUCUUGAUUCUGCCUUUUAAUUGGCACAGGAGACUCGGAGCAGUCACACUGAUGAAGUGGAGCUAAUCUGACGAAUAGGCUUUCUUGUUUCAUAUUUGGGAAGCGGAAAGAAUGUCGGAAAGGGCCGAUUGUGACGUCAGAAAGGAGCAGCGCAGAGCGGCCAGGCAGCCAAAGCAGCAACAGCGGCACAUCCAGCAGGGAGAAGCCUCUACAGCAAUGGCGACUGUAGGGGAGCGCAGAUCUCUACCCAGUCCAGAAAUCGUGCUGGGACAGCCUUGGAGCGACUGGCUGGAUGUCGCGAAACUCCACGGGAACGACGGUGCGGAAUCGGAAGAAAGUUUGAAAGAGUUCGGGAAAAAUCGAGAAGCCAUGAGGCUCUGCAGAGACGACAUGCCCAUAUUUGGCCAAUACCCGGCGCAGGACGACUUCUUCCUGGUGAUGUGCAGCCACUGUGGUCAGGUGGUCAAGCCGCAGGCCUUCCAAGCACAUUAUGAGAGAAGACACAGCUCGGUCAGUAAACCUCCCUUAGUGCCCAUGACGACCUCCAUGGCCUAUCCGCUGUCUGGCCUGCCGAAGAGCGUCACGGGGAUGGGAUGGGGUGGCAGCGGACGCCCUGCCUCUGGGAACGGAGCCGCCCUGCCUCCACCUAAAGUCGUCAAGGUGGCCAAAGAGAAGAUGGCGGUGCAUAGGAGGCCCCCGUUUCCGUUUAAGGUGCUUCCUGACAAAACGUUGACUCCAGUCGCAAAAGUGGAGAAGCCAGAGCCAUCGCUGAAGCUCUCCCACAGCUCCACGUUGUCUGUCACUGUGAGCCCCCCCACGAAACUCAGCCUUAACUACUCCUCCAUACCAAAGGCGCCCCUGUCGUGCCCGGGCCCAGUGCUCAAUGGCCAGGGCCUUCAUGCAGAUAGGAAGCAGGACACUAACCGGAGACAGCUGCACAAGAGAGUACCUGCAGAGUUCAAUCCAGAUGUCCACUGUGGAGUCCUGGACAUAGUAGCACGAAAGCCAUGCACAAGGUCUCUCACAUGCAAGACACAUUCCUUAAGCCAGCGGAGGGCCGUGCCAGGCAGGAGGAAGCGGUUCGAUGCCCUGCUGGCCGAGCAUAAGAGCCAGGCCCGGGACCGGGAGCUACAGCGUGGCUCAGAGCUCCCCCAGCAGACGCCCCCCCUCAGGGACCCUCACCCCUCCCCCGCCCGGCCCGGCCUGGAGCACCACCCCGCUCCCCCGGGCACCGGCGAGCCCAAGACCCCCAACCCCAGUCUUCCGCGGCUGACCAGCGGCUCAUCACACACUGUCGGAAGCUCUCAGGGAGACCCCAGGCUGACCCAGUGCUCACCGCACCAGCCCACCUGCAUCGCUGACGGGGUGUCCCACCUCUCCAGUGACGAGGGCGAGAACGAGGAGCGGGAAGAGGGCUUGGAGAAACUGGACUGCCACUAUUCGGGUUACCACCCCCGGCCGGCAGCUUACUGCACCUUUGAUGGCCGACUGUUCGGGAGAGGCUGCUAUGUGUUCGGCCGACGAUGGGACCGAGUUCGGAGCACCUUCAGCACCAUGGUGGACAAACAUGUCAACUCCCACCUCUGGAAGAAAAUCCCCCCAGCCCCAGAGAGCUCACCAUCCACCACAGCGCACAGGACAAGCACAAGCUCCCUGCUGCAGUCCCACACCCCCUAUCCAGCCGCCAGCCUGUCCCCGCCCCUCUACGCACAGUCGCUCGACAACAAAUCCGUGCCGUCGUAUGGGACAGCCCUAACUGCCCGCACGCCUCCCCCAAGCGCCGCAGACCACCCCGCCCACAGUGCACCUCCUAGACAAGUGUCUUCGUCGCCCCAGAUGCCUUCGGUCUUCUCGACCGUGCCCGGACGGCCCCCCAAGCCCAGACCCAGCAGCAAGUCCCUCAGGUCCAAGGAGUCCUUGGGCAGCGGCUGUAACAGCACCGGUGGUGGGGGGGGCUCGGCCAAGAAGAGGAAGAACAGCUCGCCUCUGCCCUCGCACCCCCCCUACCCUGCGGAGCCAUCCCCCUCUUCCUCCUUCAAGAAGAACUGUGCCGUGACCUCGGGUGGUUCAGGGAGCGCCAUCCACCCGCCGCUUGGCUACUCCUCUUCCUCGCUCAGCGGCAUGCACGGUCUGGGGUUCAACAGUGCCCCCAGCAGGAUGAACUCUCUUGGUCUCAAGCAGGAGCAGCCUGGCAGGGUCCCGACAUCGGGAAGCCCCGCCGAGUCCAUUAAGCGCAUGAGCGUGGUGAUGAACAGCAGUGACUCCACCCUCUCCCUUGGGCCCUUCGUCCACCAAGGGGCCUCGGAGCAGCAGACAGGCUUCAGCCACACGCAUGGCGUCGCUGACGGCCAGCCGGAGGGUAGGAAGCGGAAGGGCCCCCCCAGCGUUGGUGGUAUCCACAGCGGCCCAGGGAGACCCAAGGUGGCCAAGUCGCUGUCCAUCAACAACAUCCAUGGCAAACAUGGCCGUGGUAUCCCAGGGACGCAGGGCCUGACGAACAGCUCACUCAUACAACAGCCGAAGGCACGUCCCUGACGAAGGGCCUCGCUUCCUGCCUGGCCGAACCCGAUGAUGUAAGCAGGACGGUGCCAGCUUCCGCACUCUGAACUGCGCAGGGCCUUUUUACCUGUUAAUUUCAGCUUCCCAUGAUCCUCAGGGGUGGAGAGAAACUGGACAGUCACUGGUAUCCUGUUCGGAGCGGCGCCCCCUGCUGCCGAUGAGGUCAGGCCUUUGCAGUGCUGCAUUAGAAGCCAGCCGUGAGUUGUCCCUGUGCCCAUUCAAUGUUCGACUUAAGGUACAGAUAAGGGCUGCCUCUCGCAGUGAUGUGCCUACAUCCAAGCACUAGGGGGCGACUCGGUCGUGGAUGGAGGUGCACUGUUUGUGCAUUCGUCAGGUCAGACUCUGCUUAACUACUGCGACUAAAACCCCAGACUGCCUAAAAUAAAGCCUCACGAUGGGUGCAGUUCCAGAAUGGGCACAAGCUACUAUUAUUCCCCAUACACUGGUUCAUCUUAAAAAGAGAUUUUUUUCCCCAUAGCAGCACGAUGCUGGUCAGUUUGAUGUGUGACACAGGGGACAGUCUGGAUGCUCUGAGGGAUGCAGGUUGAUGCUGAGGGGUGCCUACAUCCUGCUUUUUUUUCAGGAUUCCUGUCCUGACGUGUUGAUCCAUUGAAAUGUGUUUUUGGUUGAAACUUUCAUCACUGGUUUAUGCAAGGGAGGUUACUGAGUGCCGCCAGUUCUCUGCGUUUAGUUUACACUAUGCCUGUCCCUGUGAAGAAGAAAGCCCGCGUAAAGAGGGGGAGAGAAGCACGUCAGCCUUAAGUAAUCGAGAGCAUCUCCUGAUAUGCUGGACAGGAGGUCUUACCUGCUUGACAGGUCAAUCUCGCAGGAUGAAAGCCUGGGCUUGUUUCCACUUGGACUUCAUCACAGCAUGUACUUGAUACCGAUUACCUUACACAGAAUCUUGAGAUUUACCUAAUUUCUCUUCUCUGUUCAUUAGGCUCUGUGACUAGUUUUAACACAGGUUGUUCAAAUUAAUUGCAGAGUCCUUGUUCAGUAAUUCUGAAAUUUUCGAAACAUGGGAUAAACAUACAGAGAGACUGGAGAUCAACUUCGACGUGACAAAAUAUUCUCCCAGCGCCACCAACCAGUCAACUGAGAGACUCCCUAUACUGUGAAUAGUAUUGAUCUAAAGCAAAAUGCCACUAUAUGUACAUAGAUAAUGCCCCUCCCGGCCCCCAAAGAGUGGCACUGUGUGAAGCGUGCGGGCAGGUAUUUACUGCUGUCAUUUAUUUCCUGUGAGCAUCUCUCCUAAAGCCUUCGUCACCAGACGAGUUCUCUGAAAUCUUCGUACCUGCCACAGGCAGGUUCUCACAUCACUGGUGUGCAGUGCUUUGCAUUCUGGGUAUUUUUGGUUUGCGUCUGAGAGCCGUGGGUUGAAAAGGGUUCCAUGUACCGAUGGCAUAAUAUUAUAACGCUUAUUCCUGACCCUAUCGAUGGCAGUAGCCACAAGAAGUGUUUUGUAUGUUUGUUUUUUUUCUUGUAUUAUACAAAUAUUGAAGUAUCCCUAUUUCAGAAUACGUAUUUUGUUAAGUGUACAUAUUUAAAUAUGUAUUUUUGCACAGGUGUUUUUCCUACAUUCGAUUUUGGUACAAUUUUGAGAUCAUCAUUAUUUAUUUACUAAAUGAUUAAUUAAAAUAAGACUUUUAUUA
This is a messenger RNA of Brienomyrus brachyistius, 4400 nucleotides long. Its product is annotated as ataxin-7. The transcript has 14 exons. The coding region runs from base 301 to 2724 and encodes 807 amino acids. The record is from RefSeq and is a predicted model, not a curated record. NCBI's taxonomy places the organism in Eukaryota, Metazoa, Chordata, Actinopteri, Osteoglossiformes, Mormyridae.